Messenger RNA from Alosa sapidissima (American shad), 1941 nucleotides. It is a transcript of the gene ccnj, whose product is annotated as cyclin J. The record is from RefSeq and is a predicted model, not a curated record. The transcript is spliced from 6 exons. Gene Ontology annotation, molecular function: cyclin-dependent protein serine/threonine kinase regulator activity. NCBI's taxonomy places the organism in Eukaryota, Metazoa, Chordata, Actinopteri, Clupeiformes, Clupeidae. Gene Ontology annotation, cellular component: cyclin-dependent protein kinase holoenzyme complex; cytoplasm; nucleus. The coding region runs from base 340 to 1419 and encodes 359 amino acids. Gene Ontology annotation, biological process: mitotic cell cycle phase transition; regulation of cyclin-dependent protein serine/threonine kinase activity.
GUGUCUACUUAAAUUGAUCGUGAAACAUUUUGUUGAAAAGCUACAGACAGACAGACCAGUUUGGCUGAAACAAAAUUAUGCCCACUAUGACCGCUGAAUGUAUGAUUUUGGCCACUGUGCCAACCUAGUCGCACCAGUGCUGAGUAGCUUUGGGCGAGUGUGAUAGACUACAAUGUAACUUUACAGAGUAGGCCUAGCCUAACUUUACAGAGUAACUUUUAACUUUGUUCCUGUCUCAAAGGCCUUCGCUUCGGCUACUCAUCCAGUCCAUUCAUAACUCCCAUCGGUCUAGGUCUAGGUGGCAUAGUUAAAUGUAGGCAGCCCGACACAUUUAAUUCAAUGGAGCUUGAGGGCCAAUGGUGGAAAGGACAACUUGCAGGAGACAUACACCAGGCUCUCCGCCUCAAGGAGCUCAAGCUGCCUGUUUACAAAGGUCAGUCUCCACAACUCAACUUGAGGCGCUAUUUUGCUGACCUCAUAGCAGUAGUGAGCAAUCGCUUCAAGCUGUGCCCAGCAGCCAGGCACCUUGCAGUUUACCUGUUGGAUCUCUUCAUGGACCGCUAUGACAUCUCUGUGCAGCAGCUUCACAUCGUCGCCCUAUCCUGUUUACUCUUGGCUAGCAAGUUUGAGGAGCGAGAAGACAGAGUCCCCAAGCUACAAACACUGAACAGCCUAGGUUGCAUGAGCUCCAUGAGCCUGGUCCUGAGCAGGCAGGGACUCUUACAUAUGGAACUUCUGCUCCUGGAGAGCUUCCAGUGGAACCUGUACCUCCCCACAGCUGCCCACUUCAUUGAGUAUUAUUUGUCAAUAGCAGUCCAUGAAGGGGACCUGCAUGAUGGCUGGCCCAUGGUCUGCCUGGAGAAGACGGUUCUUUACAUGAGCAAGUAUGCAGACUAUUUCCUAGAGGUCUCAUUACAGGACCACCUUUUCCUAAGCUUUGCGCCGUCUUUGGUGGCGGCUGCUUGCGUGGCAGCCUCUCGCAUCGUCCUGCACCUGUCCCCAACGUGGCCCAGCCGUCUCCACCACCUCACCCUGUACCCAUGGGAACACUUGGUGCCCUGUGUUGAGAGGUUACUUGUUGCUCACGACGGUGACCUGAAAGAGGCGAACAAGCAAAAGUGCCAGCACUCGACGUCCCAGGCCUCCCAGGUGGUGUUCCAGACACAGCCCCAGAGCACCGCUCAGUACCUCCAGAGGUCCGCGCUGCAGUACACCCAGCCAAACCAUUCGCAGCCUGGGCUCUCCCAGGCCCAUGGGCCAUCCCCCUACCUGACUCACGCCACCACACUGCAAUCCAGCGGCACCCUGGGACAGGGGCAGACCAUCUCCGCUCCACUGGACCCAAAGGGGAACCUGCUCUCCCGGGGCUAUCAGUUGAACGCACUGUAUACCUGUGCCACCCCCCAGUUUGAGAGGUGAUUGUGGCCAUGACCGGUGUGGACAUGAUUAAGUCAAGGUUACAAAGCUACCCCCACCACCAUCUUACCUCUGACUGGAAGGAUUAACUGAUUAAUUUCAGCUGCUAAGCAAUGUUCUUUUAAAAAAAAAAAAAAAUGACAGAAGGCAGAAACAGAAGGCAACUGGUAAAGAAGUGUUUUUUCAGCAUUACAUUUGGUGCUGUACAAAGUCAGGGCAUGCAAAUGUGCAUAGGUGCAAUAGUAACUGUUUAUUUUUUGCCUUUAAUCCACUGAUUGUUUUUGUGGGGUUUUGUUUACCUCUCUUCCAGGAAAUCAUGUGAUUAUGUUAAAGUGUAUUUUUCAAUGCAGACUUCACGAGAAACAUAGGUGUAAAGCCAUUUUUACAAGUAGGUCUAGUUGUUUUUUUGUGCGCUGCUACCUCAGAAGCAUUGAAUGUAGACUGUUGUCCUGUGAACCAAACCAAGUGCACUUUGAUUCAUUAUGUUUUUAAUAAAAACACGGCAGGGUGACUAUGAACAGCUCA